Hyaloscypha bicolor E is the source of this 752-nucleotide messenger RNA. Its product is annotated as PHF5-like protein. The transcript has 4 exons. Gene Ontology annotation, biological process: mRNA splicing, via spliceosome. The coding region runs from base 125 to 451 and encodes 108 amino acids. NCBI's taxonomy places the organism in Eukaryota, Fungi, Ascomycota, Leotiomycetes, Helotiales, Hyaloscyphaceae. Gene Ontology annotation, cellular component: U2 snRNP; catalytic step 2 spliceosome; precatalytic spliceosome. The record is from RefSeq and is a predicted model, not a curated record.
CUCAAGCUUCGGAAACAACAACGUCCUGCACAACGAAAUUGAAGGUGACCUCUUGAAGCUUCACAUUACUUAGAGAGUCAAAUUAGCGGACUUCCCGUUCCAGAACAACCUCAAAACCUCGACCAUGUCUCGCCAUCAUCCCGAUCUCGUUAUGUGCCGCAAACAAUCAGGCAUUGCCAUCGGACGUCUCUGCGACAAGUGUGACGGCAAAUGCCCAGUCUGCGACUCCUACGUUCGCCCCACGACCCUCGUCCGAAUCUGCGAUGAAUGCAGCUUUGGAAACUACCAAAACAAAUGUGUUGUCUGCGGUGGAGAGGGCAUUUCGGACGCUUUCUACUGCUUCGAGUGCACGCGGUUGGAGAAAGACAGAGAUGGAUGCCCAAAGAUCAUAAACUUAGGCUCGAGCCGUACGGAUCUGUUCUACCAGAAAAAGAAUUUUCGAAAUCACUAGCAGGAUCGGGCUUAGGUUUUUAUCAGGGUUGAAAAGCGCUGGAGUUUGGGCCCGACGAGCUUUGGCACCAUCGGCGCACUGGCUUUAACAAAAAGGAGCGCUAAGAAUAUGACAGGUGCACCGUCUUAUGUUGAGCCCUAUGGUUUAGCCGGCACUAUGCUCCAUGGGCUUUCGCGGGUUAGACUAGGUGGAAACAUGUCGUUCAUGAACGUCACUAACCCAUCAAUUCACAGAGGUAUGUGAGCGCAGGAGUAUUGUUGAAGUUUAGAUUUAACAAUUCAAGGCCUCACUUCUGCAUGCC